AUGAUAGACGUUUGCAGGUACAAUCUGGCGUCCCUUUACUGGAGCUAUACUGCUCUUCAAAUACCGGCAGGAUUGCUUUGCGCAAAGUAUGGCAGUUCAUUUCUACUUGGUAUUGCAAUUUUUGGCUCCUCGGUUCUUACGCUUUUCACACCACUGAUCGUCAGGGCGAACGUCAGUGCCUUCAUAGUACUACGGGUACUGGAAGGUGCAUUCUUGGGUUUGGUGGCGAGUUCAGGCAUUGAUUUAAUAAGCAAAUGGUCACCUAUUUACGAAAGGAGUAUUUUCGUCACCGUUUCAUAUGCAGGUCUUCUGUGGGGAACAGUUUUUGCGAACUCAAUAAGUGGUCUUCUGGCCGGUAGUUCAUACGGGUGGCCGUCCGUUUUUUACUUCUUUGGAGCUCAAGGAGUCCUCUGGUAUUUAUGUUGGCUGUACCUGGGGGCGGAACAACCAGCUGAUCAUCCUACUAUAUCCCGGUCUGAGAUACAAAAGAUUGGAAAACACUGGACAACUAAAUUGAAAUUUCGUGAAAUUCCAUGGAGACAUAUGCUCACAUCGAUAAGAGUUUGGGCGAUCAUACUUCCCGUCUUUAUGGAUUGUUGGUGUUUCUACACAUUUAUGUUUUCAUUUCCAAGCUAUCUCAGCGAUGUUCAUAAACUAGAUAUAACAACGAUUGGUUUCACUAGUUCCAUUCCUUAUGUAGUAGCAGGACUACUCACACCUGCAUGGGGAUUUUUCAUAGAUAUGUUGAGAAAACGAAAAUAUUUAAGCACAACAAAUGCCAGAAAACUCUCUUAUUUGUUUGGUGCUGGAAUAGGUGGAGUCUUUAUCUUUGCCAUGGUUUAUGCAUCUAAUGCCUCAACUGCUAUUGUCAUAGCAACCAUAGCAAUUACAGUAUCAAAUUUUAGCUCAAGUGGUCCAGGAGCAAACUUGGUUGAGCUUGCACCAAAGUAUUCAAGUGUAUUAAUGGGUAUUUCUAACUUUGCCUGUAAUAUCACUGGUUUUAUUUCACCAGAAGUGGUUGGAAGUCUUACAGAGCACGGGAAUAUUCAACAAUGGGCAAUUGUAUUCUAUAUCACGGCUGCCAUCGAGGUUUUUGGAAUGCUCUUGUACCUUGUAUUUGGUUCGUCAGAAAAACAACCAUGGGCUGAUAAUUGAGUCGUUCAUUCACUUUCUGAAGUCUCUGUGUCCUCCCAGAGCAUUUUUAUGUUUUAUAAUUCAUCGUUCUUUUAUUUUUAAUCACUAUAACAU
Molecule: messenger RNA, 1248 nt
Organism: Xenia sp. Carnegie-2017
Lineage: Eukaryota; Metazoa; Cnidaria; Anthozoa; Malacalcyonacea; Xeniidae
Product: vesicular glutamate transporter 1-like
Exons: 8
Coding region: 1-1155 (384 amino acids)
Biological process (GO): monoatomic anion transport; transmembrane transport
Molecular function (GO): transmembrane transporter activity
Source: RefSeq, a predicted model, not a curated record